UAACAAUUAUCUCAGUAAUCUGCUUAAAAAGUGAAUAAAUAAAGCUGGAUGAAGGUUUUUGCUUUUUGAAAUUUUAACAGAAUGGUUCAACAUGCACCGAAGGUCGUCAAAUGGUGUUUCAUCCGGGAGAUCUUAAAUGUGACACUACCAAGUUAUAAAAUGAAGCUCAAGAGGUUAUAAUUCACAUACCAGCAGAGGAAGACAACAGUUCAUUGGAAGAGAAUGACAGCAUCUCUCACGGUGUUUCUAGCUUCAUAAAUUUUGGUUACGCUGCUGCCAUGGCGGCCAUGAACGACAGAGAUUCAGAUGAACUUGAUGACAUAGAUCACGAGGCGUUCUUUCCUCCUCCCCCCAGGGGACCUCCUCCGCCACCGCCGGACUCUGACGAGGACGACAAGGACGACGAGGACGACGACGAGGACGACAAUGAGGACGACAAUAAUUCACCUGUUGUCUUCCGCCGAAGUGAUUACGAAAAAGGUAGAGAUAGUCCGGGGCUCCAGCCUGCAGAUUACGAUGGUGAUGUUGAUGGCAUGGUACUAAGUAACUCUCCUUCAGAGUCCACAUCAGGCGGCACAGAUCAGUUAGUAACAGGUUCUCUAAAAGUUUCAUUACCUAAUGGUUUGUUCUUGAAGCGAUUUUCUUUGACCGAAGAUACUACCGAGCUUUAAACAAGCUCGACAACCACAUAAUCCACUAACACUUAGAUACGGCCGUUAUAGACUUGGGCACUGCUCCCUAUUUAGUAAAUAUGAUCGGUACAGAUACUGCAGAUACAAAAGUCCAAUAAUAGGGACGCUUCGUAAGGUUUAGGGCUGGCAGAUCAGUGUUUAAUGUUAUGUCAAUCUCGGACGGAAGAACAUAAGGAGGUCCUCAUACCGUGAGAUAAACGACCAAGUCAACUCACUAGCAGCAAAAUGUUUCAGAAAUCAGAAAUCAAUCAGUCUCUUAGUUACUGAUGGCAGAGUAAAAAAACUCUCUAAAAUAGGUAUUUAUUAUCAAUGGUACGACUGUCACAAGUGAAACGUACGCAAUAUGUUAACUUUAUUGAUUAUUUUAACUCGCCAGCGCAGUAAUCUUACUUGUAAUCUUAUAGAUGGUUAACAAAGUUAGCAACAAAUAUACAGCUGACGAGCAUCUCAUGUACCACAGUCAGCCGCCAUCUUGAAUAAGGAUGUAUGCCAACGGUGUUUCACUCAGUAUUUCAAAAGGGUCCUUCUCAUCUCCUUUCGUAACAAUUCAGACGAGAAGCUUAUAUUAACAUCGUACCAUACUACUUCUGGCUUGAAAACAUCGCCUUUGCCGAUGGACUUCUGAAUUUGAAGGUUAUAAUUGCAAAUAGUUUUGUUAAACAGAACGUAUAAAAGUUGUCAAAAUUUUUCUUAGAAUUCUAAGAAGUGUCCUUUCAAGCAUUUUUGUUGUUUUUUUGUUCUGCUCAGACGUCGACAGUGUCAAAGUUAAGUUUGUCUAUUAAUUCAAAUUCACGGUUCUCGAAGACUGAGAUUAGGGUGCCCCCUAAAGAAAGAGUUUACUCUUUUCGAACAAUUUUAUUAGUUCAUCCUGUGGAACUGUUAGAUAUCACAUAUUUUAUAUUUUUGAAAAGGUUGUAAGACAAAGAAAUGACUAUUUUUGCGAAUGUAAAUAUGAAUUACGUACUCUGAUGCUGUUUGUAAUAGCAUCUUGAAGAAGAGAGUUUUGAAUGUCUCAGUUUUUACUUUUAGUUUAUUCAGUCCACACUCAAAGUGCAAUUUUCAGUUUCAGUCCACAAAAUUAAUAAAAGAACACAAACAAUAAAACCAA
This is a messenger RNA of Orbicella faveolata, 1800 nucleotides long. Its product is annotated as protocadherin Fat 3-like. Gene Ontology annotation, molecular function: beta-catenin binding; calcium ion binding; cadherin binding. Gene Ontology annotation, biological process: cell migration; homophilic cell-cell adhesion; multicellular organism development. Lineage: Eukaryota; Metazoa; Cnidaria; Anthozoa; Scleractinia; Merulinidae. Gene Ontology annotation, cellular component: plasma membrane; catenin complex. The record is from RefSeq and is a predicted model, not a curated record.